Amblyraja radiata (thorny skate) is the source of this 291-nucleotide messenger RNA. RefSeq names its product histone H2A-like. The transcript has 2 exons. NCBI's taxonomy places the organism in Eukaryota, Metazoa, Chordata, Chondrichthyes, Rajiformes, Rajidae. Gene Ontology annotation, cellular component: nucleosome. The record is from RefSeq and is a predicted model, not a curated record. The coding region runs from base 1 to 291 and encodes 96 amino acids. Gene Ontology annotation, molecular function: DNA binding; protein heterodimerization activity; structural constituent of chromatin.
AUGUCUGGACGAGGAAAAACCAGCGGCAAAGCUCGGGCCAAGGCCAAGUCUCGCCCGUCCCGGGCUGGACUGCAGUUCCCGUAUCUGACGGCUGAAAUCCUCGAGCUGGCCGGCUACGCAGCCCGGGACAACAAGAAGAGCCGCAUCAUCCCCAGACAUCUGCAGCUGGCCGUCCGCAACGACGAGGAGCUCAACAAGCUGCUGGGAGGGGUGACCAUCGCUCAGGGCGGUGUGUUGCCCAAUAUCCAGGCCGUGUUGUUACCCAAGAAAACCGGCGGAGCGAGCAAGUAA